CUCAACACCGGAAUCCCGGCUGAACAGUCCGUUUCACAGGCCAUGCGGUACCGCCAUACAACCCUGACGUCGUCGAGAUGUCCAGCACCGGCCGCCUUUCUCAGCUCCGUAGCGCUUUAGCAUCGUCCGGCAUUUCUCCCACGGGCCAGAUGCAACGAAAAGACAUCGAAAAGGUGACAUUCCCCGAAAUCGAGCAGCCCGAAGUGCUCAUGGCCGGCAUCGACACACGCGGUGGCGAAGAUGCAUGGAAAAACCUCCUUGACGCGGAACGAGAGCGCGUGACGAAGCUCUUGAUCGAUAAGGCCGACAGCGACCUUCGUCUGAGCAGACUAGAAGAAGAACUCCAACAUCAAGCGAUUCAGAACGCCGAGGCAAAGGCAAAGAGGGACGAGGAGGCCCGCGAGACAUUGCGAAAUGUGCCCAUCAGCAAUGCGCCUUAUCAUCCAUUGAACGCAGUGCAACGAGACAAAUCCAGUGUUUCACCCAUAAAGCGAAAGCCAGCCCACCCGUCCGGCAGCCGCCCCAAUCCCGCAUCGGAUGCUAAAGGGAAGAAACCCGCCGGUCCGGCGCGAUCGUUCUCCGCGGCCGCUGUAGGCGCGGAUAGGAUACGUCAGCUUCUGCGAUUUGUGGGGCGGAAGAAGGACGGCUCGGGAACUAGUCCGAACCUGGAUCCCACGUCGCGCAAGUCGAGCUAUGCGACGGCGUACGACGGCCCACCGGGUGGUCGGAUCUUCAGUUCUGCAUCUCGGCUUGCGGAGCCGCCGAUGCGCGGCCAUGGGCCCCUUCCACAGCCGCCAGUGCAAACAAGGCAAGCGCCUGCCGUAAGCGAGAAUGUGCACUUCGAAGCAACUCUGCAGGUACCGAAACCCGCAUCGUUGGGUCCUUCACAAGCAUCGCUUGCGCCUUCUCAAAGGUCAGUGGUAGAGCAUGCCAGUGAAGACGAGCAUAUCUCCCGACAAUUGCUCGCGGAACUGAAGCUGGAGGACUACGAUGUCAUUCAAUCGCCGGAGAGAGACAUGACCGAGAUGUUGCCGAUCGCCACUCCUGAUGCAGAUCUCCCUACGCGCAUGGACGACAUUUACACCCAAAUUCGAGCCUUGAUGCUUUCUCAAGAUGCGCUGCGAACGCAGAAGGCGAAUGAUAUGAGGGAAGCUCUUACGACCAUUCUCGAAAGCUACAAUCUUCGCAUUGGGGGUGUAGAGGACAAUGUAGGACACUGGACCAAGGCGAAGCUGGAGGAUGCUCGGAAUCGGCUGACGGAUGCGUUGGAGCGGGUUGAGAGGGAGGAGAAGAGAAAGCUCGACGAGGAGCGGUUGGCGCGAGGCACCGACAAGUUGCGUGAGCAAAUGUACCAGAGGGAAAAAUCCCGACGGGAGCAGCGCGAGCAGGAGGCCGAUCGUAGACGAGCUGAACAGCGCGCCUUCGAGAAGCAUUUCCGCCAGAUGGUGGAGGAAGAGGAAAGGCAAGCUGAGAAAGUCAGGAAGGACUCGUAUUUUGUCCCGCGGGAUGCUUCGUACACAGCAGGUCGGCUGAGCAAGGAUGACGACCCGGAUGCGCGUGGACCGAAAGAUGCAUCGAGAAGAAAGAAAGGAGAAAAAAAUCAGGCUCGGGAUGCGGAGUCCACCUCCAAGUCCAAGGAUAAAGGAAAAGGACGAGCAGAUGCGCACCGGUCUCCGCCGCCCGCCGGACGCAUUACGGAGUGGGUGGAAGAGCAGCGUCGGAUGUCGCAAAGCAGUGCCUCGGGAUCAGGCGAAGCGAGUGGAGCACAUGCAGGUCACCCUGAUGAAGGAGUUGCUGGGCUGGCCGGUCCGAGCACAAGCUACCACAAGGCACAGAUACGAGCCCGCGUAGAAGGUGUUCGUGACCGCGGCGAUACUUCCAACUACGAGCGAAUCGCGUCUGCGGCUGCGGCUGCUGCCGCUGCAGGCGUUUCUGUGGCAUUUCGAAUGGGCGAUGAAACGGAUGACGGCUAUGCUAAAGGCGGGACCAAAUCGCAACAGCCAGCGCAACCAGGUCGUGGCAUUUCUAGACGUGAUCCAGUGGGCAACGUCAGCUUCGAUUUGCAGCCGGCUCAUGCAGAGCAAAGCGCAGUGCCACCACAACAUUCUAUCCGGCGCAAACCUUCAACCAGCUUUCCGAUGCCGCACCAUCCAAUCCAACACCCUCACCCGAUCGAAGCAGCCUAUGCCGACCUCCAAGAUCCCUACGAGUAUCAUGCUUAUGAGGAUGGACACGGCCCAGCUACUGCGGCAGAGCCUUUCCCCCGGUACAGCGGGCACGGUCGUGAGUCCGACCGUCGUAGGAAAGGUACGAAUGAGACACAGAGAAUGUAUAAAUGUCUAGCAUACCCCGACUAAGUCUCUUCUCUCCUGUUUGCAGCGCAUGACCCCAGGGGUGACCUGGGAGGAUUCAAGCUGGAGAACGACGAAGUAGCAAAGGAUUUCGUCACUGAUCGAGUCGCUUCUUUCGAAAGAACUCGGAAAGGCCCCGGUUGAGGAUUGUCCCGUGAGUACUAAUGGAUCCUCUGUAUUAUGUAUACUCCAUAUCCCAUAUCCUUAUCCUCAAUCAGUCAUAAUUAUCGUUAUCCUCAAACCCCCAAUAUGCCAUGAUCUAAUAUCUUAUAUCUCUCGUAUAAUAAUCAUCAUAAAUUUUUGCGCUUCACCCUCACGAGUGUACACCAGGGUCCUAACGACGACACCGGAGAGGCACCACUAAAGGGGCAAUGC
Messenger RNA from Fimicolochytrium jonesii, 2726 nucleotides. RefSeq lists its product as uncharacterized. The transcript has a single exon. NCBI's taxonomy places the organism in Eukaryota, Fungi, Chytridiomycota, Chytridiomycetes, Spizellomycetales, Powellomycetaceae. The coding region runs from base 78 to 2357 and encodes 759 amino acids. The record is from RefSeq and is a predicted model, not a curated record.